Messenger RNA from Dermacentor silvarum, 1605 nucleotides. Its product is annotated as solute carrier family 22 member 5-like. The coding region runs from base 1 to 1605 and encodes 534 amino acids. Gene Ontology annotation, biological process: transmembrane transport. The record is from RefSeq and is a predicted model, not a curated record. The transcript has a single exon. NCBI's taxonomy places the organism in Eukaryota, Metazoa, Arthropoda, Arachnida, Ixodida, Ixodidae. Gene Ontology annotation, molecular function: transmembrane transporter activity. Gene Ontology annotation, cellular component: membrane.
AUGGAGGCGAAGAAGAUGAAUCACGGCCUAGCUGGUCCGCAGGCGGAGCCAAGGGACUUGGACGCAGACUGCCCCGAAAUCGUCGAUAAGUGCCAAGAUCGCUACAUUCCGUUCGGCGAGGGUGCGUUCCAGGUGCGCUUGCUGCUAGUCUCGGCGAUUGUCGGCGGCGUCUCUUUCAUUCAUUCGAAAAUCCUGCGACUGUCUCUGCGCGAGAUGGACCACUGGUGCCUGCGGCCGGCCGCAUUCGCCGGGCUCAGCGUGGCCGCCUGGAAGGAAAUGGCCAUUCCGCGGGACGCCAACGGGAGCUACAGCCGGUGCACGGUGCGGGACCCGCCGGACGGGGGCCCCUCUGCCCGCGUGGUGGCCUGCACCUCGUGGGAGUUCAAUCUCACCGAGUACGGAAACACCAUCAUCAGCGAGUGGAACCUGGUGUGCAGUCGCAGGUGGAUGGCAGACAUUGCCCCCUUCGUCGCCUACGCCUUGACCAUCCUGUGGCUGCCGCUGGCCGGAGCGGCGGCCGAUCGCGUCGGCCGCAAGACAGUCGCCGUCGUGUCCCUCUCUGGGCUUCUGCUAACCAUCUUGGGAAGUUCGCUCGCGCUGGACUUCCAGACGUACGUCGUGAUGAACGCCGUGGCCAUGGCGAUGUCAUCCUCCCUCGUCGUGGUGUACAUCAUAAUCUACGAAGUCACAACCAAAUCGAGAAGGUUGCUUUACUGUACCAUCGCGCCGGCACUCUCGGCCACCUUGGUGCCAAUGUUCUCCGUUCUCGUAGACGUGUACACGCUCAGCUGGUCCGUGUUGCACUUGCUGGUUGCGGCGCUGGCCUCGCUGCUCCUGGCCGCCUUCUGCACGGUGGAAGAGUCACACGCCUGGCUAGUGGCCAAGAGGAACAUCGGCGAGGCCGAGCGAGUCGCCGUCCGAGCGGCAAGGGUCAACGGCAUGGCGGCAAACGAGUGCCGGGACCUCCUCAGGAGGGAACUGCGGCAACUUGAGCGAGUCGAGACUUCGUCGGUGGAAGUCGCGAGCCGAACGCGGUCGGCGUCGCCGAGACGCAGGUGGCUCCUGCUCGCCUUCACCUGGCUCGCCAUCAGCUGGCCGGAUAGGCGCUUCAGCGGAGCACGCGGCGUCUCUCUCGACCCUCAAGUGCGCGUCGUCGCCUACCUCGGCACGGGCCUUGCUUUCUUGUUCGUAUGGCCCUUCCUUCAAGGCGGUCGCAUAGCCAAGACAGCCGUGGCUACGUUCGCCCUCGUCACCAGCGCCUUGACGGCCCUUCUGUUCGCCACAAUCACCGAUGAUGAGUACACGGCGCUGCGCGCCGUGUUACUCGUGUCCAUGCGGCUUUCGCUCAGCGUUCCGGUCGCCCUGAUGUUCUACCUCGCGGCCAACCUCUACCCGACCGAGAUCCGUUGCUCGGCUGUCAGCGCAGGCUAUGCCUUCGCCUUGCUCGGUGACAGCGUGGGAAAGACACACUACUGGCUCCUCUUCGGGCGCACGGAGGACACGAGGCUGGCGAUCGAGUCUAUGCUCCUGGCGCUGGCCUCUGUUGCUGUCGUCCACCUACCUUCGGGCGAUGGCUCCCACAGAGAGCGCCACUUUAGGUUUUGA